Molecule: messenger RNA, 735 nt
Organism: Saccharomycopsis crataegensis
Lineage: Eukaryota; Fungi; Ascomycota; Saccharomycetes; Ascoideales; Saccharomycopsidaceae
Gene: PAA1
Product: polyamine acetyltransferase
Exons: 1
Coding region: 1-735 (244 amino acids)
Cellular component (GO): cytoplasm
Molecular function (GO): aralkylamine N-acetyltransferase activity
Source: RefSeq, a predicted model, not a curated record
AUGGAUAGGGAACUACCUCUGCAUUUGGCCAUCAGACCGCUCAAUUUAGGUGAUUUGGCCCAAGUCACAGAGCUCGAGGCCUUGUGUUUCCUGAAGGAACAAGCUGCUUCUGAAACUUCCAUCAAAUACAGACUUUCCGUGUGUCCUGAGCUCACAUCGGGGAUGUUUAUCAGAACUUUCGGUGGCAAAUACUCGAAUGAAGGUGCCAAAUCAUCAUCAGUAGAAGCCCAACCUCACCAUAAGAAAUUCAUGGGAUUUUCCUCCAAUAACACUGCCGACAACAGUGAAUAUAUCCCCGACGAAACCUCCUCGAUCGUGAGUGAAAGAUUGAUUGGUCAUCUCUUGUCGACAAAAAUCCGCAAGGAAUUCAUUCAAGAAGCUGAUAUGGAAGUACCGGAGUGGUUUGUGAAAAAUGAUGGCACAUCCCCGGUAAGAAAUGGUAAUGAUGAUAAAGUGGGUCACGUUGAAUCUUCUGAUAUUAUUGGGUUGCAUUCGGUCGCGGUACACUCAGAAUUUAGAGGUAAAAAAAUUGGCUCUUUGAUGUUACAUGAUUACCUUCAAAAAUUAUCCAACCAACAAGUCGGCUCUAUUAUUAGUAUAAUGGCCAAACCCGGUCUUGUAAAGUAUUAUGAGUCCGUAGGUUUUGUGGAUAAGGGGAUUUCGGAUUACAACUAUGGUGGAGCAGAGUGGCAUGAUAUGCACAUUGAAUUGAAGCCUGAAGAAGCUAAAAUGUAA